Molecule: messenger RNA, 1262 nt
Organism: Rhodofomes roseus
Lineage: Eukaryota; Fungi; Basidiomycota; Agaricomycetes; Polyporales; Fomitopsidaceae
Product: Maf/Ham1
Exons: 7
Coding region: 157-936 (259 amino acids)
Molecular function (GO): nucleoside triphosphate diphosphatase activity
Source: RefSeq, a predicted model, not a curated record
CACGUGGCCGUUCCCACAUCGAGAUCGCGCGUACUUACGCCGCCAUGCCGUUGCGUGCAACGACCGCCUCCUCCGUUGCUCGCUUGCUCAUUCCGAGCAUCUCUCACCUCGUACUGCUGGCACUCUGAGUCUGAGAUCCUCAAUCCAUUCAGUGCAAUGUUUGGUAUCUUUGGCUCGACCAAUGAAAAGAUCGCGCUGCCGGACCACAACUGCGUGCUCUCGCAUGCGCUCCAGCUCCCCGCGCUGAAGAAGCUAGUCGGCAAGCGGGUGAUCCUGGCCUCAGCCAGCCCGCGGAGGAGGGAUAUCCUGCAGACCUUUGGCCUCUCGCCGGAGAUCGUGCCGUCUACGUUUGAGGAGACGCUGCCUGCCAGUUCGUUUGAGGAUAUCCACGAGUAUCCUGUGGCGACCGCCACGCACAAGGCCGUGGAAGUCUACGAGAAGCUAGUGCGAGAGAACCCAGACGAUGCGCCGGACUUGGUGAUAGGCGCUGAUACGGUCGUCCUCACACAUCCUUCUCCUGGGUUGUCUAGCAUGCCCGCAGACAUCCCGCUCGGAUUGCAAGACCUCCUUGAGAAGCCCGCAGACAAGGCAGACAACUACCGGAUGCUCCUUGAUCUCAAUGGCGGCAUGUGCGAGGUAGUGACAGGAGUGUCAGUCGUUUACCCUGUGCUCGAGGCCCCUGGCUACAAGAUCAAGUCAAUAGACGAGCGCACGUUGGUGUACUUCGCGGACAACCCGAAGGAGCUCCUCGAGGCGUACGUCGACAGCGGCGAGGGGCUCGAUCGCGCGGGUGGCUUCGCCGUGCAGGGUCUCGGCGGCAUGCUCGUCCGCAAGGUGGACGGCGACUACCAGAACGUCGUCGGAUUCCCCGCGGCGUCGUUCUUCAAAUUCCUCGAGCUCCUGAUCGAAGAGGAGGAGGACUUCCUCGAGGUAUAGUAGUAGCUCCAUUCAGGAUGGCCGCCAGGCGCGCAAGCAGCGGGCGUCCCCGGACAUCUCGCGCUCGCGGUUCUCGUAACUCUGCCUCGCAUUUGCAACCGGGAAUCAUCCCUUUCCGCGAUGCGAAGCUGGGGCCUUGAUGAUGGUGCCCCUUCAUGGAUAUUUUUUUCGGACUCGCUUGUGCUUGUAUGUACGUGCUUCGAUGUGAUGAUAUUGCUGACCUCCCACCCGCGGUCCUGAACGACAAAUAUACCACCAAUUCGAUCAGUUUGCCUCACUGUUCAUCCGCAGUAUUGCCAACGGUGCAAAUCUGCGGGCGCGAUCCA